UGCCUGCACUAAUCCGGCUCCGUUACACCCGGGAUAGAAGAGGCUGCUCCCUCCGGGCGCUGUCACAGUGCAGAUGCUGCCCUCCUGACUGCCCUCUGCACCGGGACCCAGGAGCCUCGCCAGACCGGGAGCACCGCAGGGCAGCUGCCUUCUGCCCGGAGAGUCCCCAUGGAGCAGGGCGGUGGGGUGGGCAGCAUGCCCGGUGCUGGGGGGGCUGGUGGCAUGGCCCCUCCUGAAGCAGAGGGCAACGCAGCCCCAGCGGCCCCUCAGGCUGCCCAGCCCCAAGGGGGGAUGGUGCCGGCUGCCGCCGAGGCACAGGACGGAGGGCAGGCAGAGCCUGGGAAGGAGAAGGCUGCGGGAGAGGCCGGAGGAGGGAAGGCAGAGCCGGUGGGGCAGACGGCCCCGACUGUUCCAGAGCCCCAGGCUGGAGAGAAGGCAACGCCGGCAGAGGAGGCAGCUUCAGCUGCGCAGCACGAUGGAGGGCAGGCAGCAGCCGUUGAGGAGAAGGUGCCGGCUGCUGCCAAGGCCCAGGAUGGAGGCAAGGAUGGGAAGGAAAAAGCUCCAGCUGUAGGAGAGCUCAAAGGAGGGAAGCCCCCUGUGGAAGGGAAGGCUCCAGCUGUAGCAGAGGCUCAGGACGGAGGGAAGAACAAGCCCAGGAAGGAGCAAGCCCCUGGCGGGUUAGAGGCUGGGGUUGGUGGGAAAGCAGAGCCCACGGAGAAGGCGGCUCUGGCUGCAGCAGAGGCUGAAGGAGGGAAGGCAAAACCCGCAAAGGAGAUGGCCUUGGCUGCAGCAGCACAGGCUCGGGAUGGAGACAAAGAACCUGCAAAGGCUAAAACCAUGGAUGCCGCAAAGGAAAAGCUCCCAGUGGCUCCAAAGGCUCAGGAUGGAGGGAAGAAAGCUGCAAAGGCAGAGAAAACCCCAGCUGAUAAAAAGCCUGCAAAGGAGAAGACUCCGGCUACUGUAAAAGCUCAGGUUGGAGAAGAUAAAGUGGCAAAGGCAGAAAAAGCCCCAGCUGCAAAAAAAGCUCAAGAUGGAGGCAAAGAGGAGCCUGCAAAGGAGAAAGCGGCGGAGCCUGCAAAGGAGAAAGCGGCGGAGCCUGCAAAGGAGAAAGCGGCGGAGCCUGCAAAGGAGAAAGCGGAGAAAGCGGCAGCUCCUGCAAAGGAGAAAGCGGCAGCUCCUGCAAAGGAGAAAGCGGCAGCUCCUGCAAAGGAGAAAGCGGCAGCUCCUGCAAAGGAGAAAGCGGCAGCUCCUGCAAAGGAGAAAGCGGCAGCUCCUGCAAAGGAGAAGGCCUCAGAUGCUGCCAAGUCUCAGGAUGGAGAGAAGGCAGCAGCAAAGGCAGAGAAAACCUCAGCUGCAAAAAAGGCUCAGGAUGAAAGCAAAGAAAAGCCUGUGAAGGAGAAGGCCCUGGCUGCUGUAAAGGCUCAGGAUGGAGGGAAGGCAGCAGCAAAGGCAGAGAAAACCCCAGCUGCAAAAAAGGCUCAGGAUGAAAGCAAAGAAAAGCCUGUGAAGGAGAAGGCCCCGGCUGCUGUAAAGGCUCAGGAUGGAGGGAAGGCAGCAGCAAAGGCAGAGAAAACCCCAGCUGCAAAAAAGGCUCAGGAUGAAAGCAAAGAAAAGCCUGUGAAGGAGAAGGCCCCGGCUGCUGCAAAGGAGAAGGCUCCGGCUGCUGUAAAGGCUCAGGAUGGAGGGAAGGAAGCCGCAAAGGUGGAAUCCCCCCCAGCUGCAUCAGAGGCUGGGGAUGGAGGCAAGGAGCCCACAGAGGCAGCGGCCGUGGCUGCUGCGAAGGCUCAGGGUGAAGGGGAGAAAGUGGCAAAGGUGAUGGACGAGCAGCAGCAGCCGAGGGGCCCUGAGGCCCCGCGCCCAGUGCUGCUGCAGAGCCUGAGCUGCCCAGCCGCCUGCCAAAGGGAGGAGCAGCCCCGCGCGGGGAUGGCAGCGAUGGAGAUGAUACCAGAGGAGACCAUAGCCGCGGAGCCGAGAGAGGGUCCGACGGAGCCUGGCCCUGCCCCGUCAGCCCCAGGGGACCAGCAGCCCCUGGAGCCCCCUGGCCCUGCAGGGAGCCCUGGCACCCCCCAGGAGAGGACAUUGCCCGGUGCCACAGGGCAGCCCCCGGAUCCCACCGGGGCCAUGAAACAGCCUGGCCUUGGGGGGCAACUGUCCUCGACAGAAGCAGAGCCACCCCCCAGCCCCUACCUCACCCCCGAUUUUGGGAAGGAAGACCCUUUCGAGAUACUGGAUGACAUCCCUCCGCCGCCGGCGCCCUUCGCGCACCGUAUCGUCACCCUGCGGUCCGGCAACAUCAGCUCCCAGUUCAACCUCAGCUCCAAGGACAUCCUGGGAGGGGGCAAGUUUGGCGAAGUCCGCACGUGCACGGAGAAGCAGACAGGGCUCAAGCUGGCGGCCAAAGUGAUCCGGAAGCAGGGUGCCAAGGACAAGGAGAUGGUGCUGCUGGAGAUCGACGUGAUGAACCAGCUGAACCACCGCAACCUCAUCCAGCUCUAUGAUGCCAUCGAGACACCCCGGGAGAUCAUCCUCUUCAUGGAGUUCGUGGAGGGCGGCGAGCUCUUUGAGCGGAUCGUCGACGAUGACUACCACCUGACGGAGGUGGACUGCAUGGUGUUCGUCCGGCAGAUCUGUGAGGGCAUCCGCUUCAUGCACCACAUGCGCGUCCUCCACCUCGACCUCAAGCCCGAGAACAUCCUCUGUGUUGCUGCCACCGGGCAUAUGGUGAAGAUCAUCGACUUUGGGCUGGCUCGAAGAUACAACCCCCAGGAGAAGCUGAAGGUGAACUUCGGCACCCCCGAAUUCCUGUCCCCCGAGGUGGUCAACUACGAGCAGGUCUCCUACUCCACAGACAUGUGGAGCAUGGGCGUCAUCACCUACAUGCUGCUCAGCGGCCUCUCCCCCUUCUUGGGUGACAACGACACCGAGACACUCAACAACGUCCUGGCUGCCAACUGGUACUUCGAUGAGGAGACAUUCGAGAGCGUCUCCGAUGAGGCCAAGGACUUCGUCUCAAACCUCAUCAUCAAGGAGAAGAGCGGCCGGAUGAGUGCCGGCCAGUGCCUGCAGCAUCCCUGGCUCAACAACCUGGCAGAAAAGGCCAAGCGCUGCAACCGCCGGCUCAAGUCCCAGGUGCUGCUCAAGAAAUACGUCAUGCGGCGGCGCUGGAAGAAAAACUUCAUCGGGGUGUGUGCAGCCAACCGCUUCAAGAAGAUCACCAGCUCGGGGUCGCUGACAGCACUGGGCGUCUGAGCAGGGGCUCCCAGUAGGAGCCCGAGCCUCGUGUGAGCCCAGGCCGGAGAGGAACUGCUUGAGAGAGUCCCACAUCAGUCUUGCUUCUGGACGGCAGCAGGACCUCGCUGGGCUCCUCGCUUCGCACUGCGGGGGCCAGAGGCUGGAGCCACGCAGCCCCCUCCCUGCCCGUGCUGCUGCCAGAUGGCUGCUCUGGACCCCGCUGCGGCACGCCGCUGCACCCCCGCUCCGUGCCCCCCGCCACUGCGGGUGCUGCUCUGCUGCGUCCCUUGGGGCUGCGCCCUGCCUUGGCACCCAGCGGCUGCAGGACUGCUCGGGGGGGCCGGGACCCCACUGGGCUCUGCGCCCGUGCCCGCCGCUUCGGAGCCGCUCUGCCGAGCUUAUCUCACCCUGUGCCGCAUUUCUGCGCCGGGGACCUGCUGCUGGGGAUGCCGGCAGCACCCUCCUGGGCUCCUGGGGCUCCAGCCCUCCCCAUUCCCAUUGAGCCAAUGUUCCCAUGUGGAUUUCCUCAGACUGCGAGGCCGCUCUUGAGUGCUGGUUUCCAAUCUCAUCCCUGGCCCAGCUGUGCGAUGCCUGACCUGCAGCAUCUCUGCUCCGCUCCUCCUUCCUUCUCAUGGCCCUGGAGGAGAAAUUCCGGCCCAGUGCGAGCACCGCUGCCUGGGCCGCCCUGCGCGCUUGCCGCUACCUUGGACCCGAGACUUGCGUGCUCUGCCUGUAAAUGCUGCAACCCUGCCCUGCCUUCGCUGUCGCUGGACCCUGAGCUGCCCGACCUCCCUUCCCAGCACUGUGGCUUGGCGCGGGGAUGCCGGAGGGCAGGCGUGGACCCUCACCCUGGCGCUUUGGCACCGGAGCCGGGGCCGAAGCGCCUCCUCCCUGGCCGGCUGGGCGUGCGGGAGCGGAGCUGGCCCCGAGCUGCUGCUCGCACAGGAAGGGAGGAAGCGGCGAGCACGCUUCCAGCAGUGUCCCCAGCUGGGAGCCAGCGAGGGAAGAAGGAGGCUUUGUGUUCCUCCUGCCCUCCCUGCCCUUCAGCUCUGCCAGCGGGGGAAAAACACAACCUCUGCUUCACCCGUCCCCGCCAGAUCAAGAUGAGCGAGGCGUCCUAAUGCAGAGCAGCUGGACCAUGCUCCCCCGCUCCUGUGAGCAUCGCUCCAGCCCUGACCACCAACACACAGGAACUGCUGGUCGGCGGCUGCGGCCGCCAGCUCCCCCCGCCACACACGGGAGCUCCCCGGGACCGGCCGGACCGUGGGAGGCGGGUGCUGCCCCCGCUCCUCCGCCUCGCCCCGACCCCCUUCCCCUCUGCCUGCGUCCCUCGGGGGUCCCCGAUGCUGCCGGAGGAUGGGCAGCCCCUGGGCUUUGCAGCUUCCAGCCUUGCCCGCUGCAGGAGGGGAUGGGGGGCUGGUGGGGGGUCCUGGGCUCCCCCUGCCCUCCAGCUUUGGCUUUUGCUGUGGCUGAGCCCCCCCCCCCCCCCGAGCCAGGGCUGUGUGCUUGCUCUGGGGCCGUCUGUGCCCUCUGCGCCUGCUGGAAAAACCCUGGGGAGAGAUGGGGGGAGGCACCGGCCCCCCAGCCCCACCGGCUGCAGCAGGUGAAGGGGCUUCAGCUUUGUCCCCACCAGGCAGGGGCCGUGGCUCGCAGCGCCCAGCCUAAUGCCCGAGUCCUGCCCGGCUCUCGCCUUCUUGUAAAUAAAUGUACAGGUCUGCCCGCA
Messenger RNA from Harpia harpyja (harpy eagle), 4954 nucleotides. It is a transcript of the gene MYLK2, whose product is annotated as myosin light chain kinase 2. Gene Ontology annotation, cellular component: nucleus; cytoplasm. Gene Ontology annotation, molecular function: ATP binding; myosin light chain kinase activity. The record is from RefSeq and is a predicted model, not a curated record. NCBI's taxonomy places the organism in Eukaryota, Metazoa, Chordata, Aves, Accipitriformes, Accipitridae. Gene Ontology annotation, biological process: positive regulation of apoptotic process; intracellular signal transduction; protein phosphorylation.